Molecule: messenger RNA, 12360 nt
Organism: Carassius gibelio (silver crucian carp)
Lineage: Eukaryota; Metazoa; Chordata; Actinopteri; Cypriniformes; Cyprinidae
Product: sodium channel protein type 4 subunit alpha
Exons: 27
Coding region: 1759-7611 (1950 amino acids)
Biological process (GO): neuronal action potential; membrane depolarization during action potential; sodium ion transmembrane transport
Cellular component (GO): plasma membrane; voltage-gated sodium channel complex; axon
Molecular function (GO): voltage-gated sodium channel activity; protein binding
Source: RefSeq, a predicted model, not a curated record
AUUGCUUUUGCUAGUAACUAGUCUCCUAAAUAUACCACAUGCUAAAAGUCAUAUAAAUACUCUGAAACUUUCAAUUGACAAAUUUUCACUGCAUAUAUUAAAUAAUUAAAAUAAAGACUAUCCGUUUGGGACUGCUGUAAGCGGUCCAUACAGACUUAGUAUACUACAUUCUUAGACAGCUGACUCGAUUGCAGCACGGAAGGGAGCACACUAGAUGUUGAAACACAGCCCUUGGCCUUCAGCUCCCUGUGUGUCACACAAACGCUCACAUCCGCGAUAAAACCCCGAGCUACACUCUGAAGGAUCCUGUCAUCACACUAAUCACACGCGCACUCGCAAGUGCGCAACAUUCACCUGCACUUUCCUGCGCCCCGCUGCAUUCUGCCUGUGAUGCGUCGCCAUCUUACAUGUUGACGUCGUGACGUCACUUCCGCCACGCCGAGAAGAGCUGGCGCGCUCUAGGCGGGAGGAGAAUUAAUGGACAAUAUAAACAUAAAUAAAUCGCAGAACACGCACAAAUCCAUAUUAUAGCAUCAGAGUAAUAAUACAGUGUUUGCACGUGAUUUUAUUAAUAAAAAAAAAAGAAGUGGCCAUUCACAGACGCAAAAAAACAGUUAAGCAUUGUGUAAAGACACCUAAAGUCGCUUCAGAAGCGCUUCUUUGCCGCCUUUGUAGAGUAAAUCUGGCAUUGGUUGUGUAAAGACGCUUAUUGGCGAAAAAAUGGAAAAGCAGUGUGUUCUUUGUGAAUGGCCCUUUAAAUGCAAUACAUUAUAUUCAAUAAAGCACAUAGCCUGCUCAAUAAAAUAACAUGCAAGCAACACAUUUCCACAGUGAGUAUUUAAACAAUAACUGUAAAUUUUAAAUAAAUAUAAAACCUAUCGCGCUGGUUUUUGAAUUAAAAACCAUGCAUUAUUAAAAUUGCAUUAUACUGCGAUACUUUCUGUGACCAACAGAUGGAGUUAUGAACUCAUAUUUACUGUACACUCCGCUUUUAGUUCAACAACUUCAUAUACAGUAGGCAGCCUAUAGUCACACACAUAUUUUUAUUUAAUAAUACUACAAAUGAUCAUUCUCUUAAUUUCCAGUCAAUGUGUGUGAGCUAAACCACGUGACGCACUGUAUUAUAUAUAAUUUGUCGUAUGCACUGUAUAAUAAGAUGAUAAUCGGUAUAUUUUGCAUGCAUAUGAAUAAAAAAAAGCCAUGCACACAUCAAGUUUCAGUUUUAACACCCAAUUCCUGCCUAUUAAAAACAAAGCACGCUUAAUUUAAUAUUUAGAGAAAGGAUGAAGCAAACAAAAAGCCUAACCUAAAGCAAUGCAUGUGACAAAACACGAUGCACUUUAUUGACUUUUUGUGUUUUAAAGCUGCGGCUGGAGCAGAUGGUGUUCGUGGAGGAGGAGGAGGAGGAACAUCGCAUCUCUGGCUCUCUGCUGCUCUCAGAUCAGUUCAGUCUGAGAUACAUCAACAUCCAGGAGAAGUCUCUGUGUGUCUGUGGAAUCGCGGAUCUAUGGCACAGGGACAGGACAGAUAUUCAGGAUGAUGUGAAAGAGGGGAUUUAAUGACUCUUCACUUCAGACUCAACUUGGAACAUUACAUGCGCAACUUGUUUUGAUUGCUGGGGAUUUUCACCAUGGCUUUCCUGUGGCUCUUUCUGCUGAUCAGAGGAAAUGUGUGAACACUUGCACAUAUACAGCUGCACACAAGCGAAGUUUCACAUCUGUGAAGUAACCACUUGGACAGGAGGCUCAGGAUGAGAAGAUGGCAGCCAUACUGUUUCCACCGGGUCCUGACAGUCUACACCGGUUCACUCGUGAGUCCCUGGCUGGAAUCGAGCAGCGGAUCGCCGAGGAGAAGGCCCGCAAUGCCAAGAAGUACAAGGAGGACCUGGGCGACGUGGAGCCGCUCAAGUCCCAGGCCGACCUGGAGGCCGGAAAGCAGCUCCCGCGAAUCUUUGGAGACAUUCCUCCUGGACUGGUGGGCGUCCCUCUGGAAGACAUCGAUCCGUUUUACUUCCAGAACAGGAGAACUUUUGUAGUACUGAACAAAGGGAAGGCCAUCUUCCGGUUUAGUGCCACGUCUGCACUCUAUAUUUUUAGCCCUUUUCAUCCCGUUAGAAGAGCAUCAAUAAGGAUUUUAGUUCACUCUUUAUUCAGUCUUUUCAUUAUGUUCACUAUUUUGACGAACUGCUGCUUCAUGGCCAUGUCUGAACCAGCGCAGUGGGCCAAAUACGUCGAGUACACUUUCACUGGUAUUUACACGUUUGAGUCGUUGAUAAAGAUCCUGGCGCGGGGUUUCUGCAUCGGCCCCUUCACCUUCCUGAGGGACCCCUGGAACUGGCUGGACUUCAGCGUGAUUGUUAUGGCAUAUGUUACUGAGUUUGUGGACUUGGGCAAUGUCUCAGCGUUACGGACAUUCAGGGUUCUGCGAGCACUGAAAACUAUCUCAGUCAUCCCAGGCCUGAAGACGAUCGUGGGCGCUCUGAUCCAGUCGGUGAAGAAGCUUGCAGACGUGAUGAUCCUGACGGUCUUCUGUCUCAGCGUCUUCGCUCUCAUCGGCCUGCAGCUCUUCAUGGGAAACCUGCGGCAGAAAUGCGUCCGAAGCACUGCACACUGUCUCAACUCCACCGUACCGUCACACAACAACAGCACUUUCUUCUGCAAUAACAGAACCUGGUCCUCGCUGGAGGACUUCAUCACUAAUGAAGAUAAUUACUUCAAAGUGGACGGAGCCAAGGAUGCCUUAAUAUGUGGGAACGCGAGUGAUGCUGGGAAAUGUCCGGAUGGUUUCGAAUGUAUGAAGACCGGACGAAACCCGAACUACGGCUACACCAGCUUCGACACCUUCGGAUGGGCUUUUCUCUCGCUUUUCAGACUCAUGACACAAGACUACUGGGAAAACCUCUAUCAUCACACGCUGCGCUCGGCGGGAAAAGCGUACAUGGUGUUUUUUGUGCUGGUGAUCUUCCUGGGCUCCUUUUACCUGGUGAACCUGAUCCUGGCUGUGGUGGCCAUGGCAUACGAGGAGCAGAACCAGGCCACCAUCGCAGAAGCCCUUCAGAAAGAGCAAGAGUUUCAGCUCGCCAUGGAACAGCUGAAGAAGGAACAGCAGGUGGCUCAGAAAGCACAAGAAACCGAGUCCAUCUUGACGGCCGACGUGUCUCCGUUCUCCUCACAAGGCAAUGGGAAUCUGGACCGGAGGAAAAGCUCGAGGCCGCUGUCCGAAGGAACGGAUGACGGAAGCAACGACAAAUCAGCCAAGAUGGACACUAUAGAGGAGAUGAAGCAAACGCACUCUUUGUUGGUGCGCACUCUAUCCUUACGAGCGCGACGGGAGAGUCAGGUCAGCGUCUUCAACUUCCGGCCGCCGAACAAAGACUCGGAGCUGGAUUUCGCUGAUGAUGAGUUCAGCAAUCAUGGAGAUUCGGACAGCCGUGGUGGGGCGCUGGCUCUGCCCUGGAGCAGGAGACGGACCAGCGCUCAGAGCACCUGCAGCCACAGCUCGCAGUUCUUCUUCCCGAGUCUCAACAUCAACGGGAAACUCUUCGUGGCCAUUGAUCAGAACGGCAUCUCGGGCCAGGGACCGCUGUCUCCGCUGCCACUGCCCACCUGCACCAUGGAGAAGGUCAAGGAGGAGAGCGGACACAAUUCCAGCAAUGAGCUGAGCAGUAUGCUCCUGCCACAGCUGCCCCAGGAGGGCCGAGACCGGGCCCUGAGCGCCACCAGCUACAUCACUGAUGCAAUGGAAGAGCUGGAGGAGGCGCAGCAGAAGUGUCACCCGUGCUGGUACGUGUUUGCACACAAGUAUCUGGUGUGGACGUGUUCCCCCGACUGGCUGAAGGUGAAGGAGUGGGUGAAGUUCAUGGUGAAUGAUCCGUUCCUGGACCUGACCAUCACUAUCUGCAUCGUUCUCAACACGCUCUUCAUGGCUCUGGAGCACUAUCCCAUGACAGACGAGUUCAACCGCAUGCUGUCUGUGGGGAACCUGGUGUUCACGGGCAUCUUCACAGCGGAGAUGGUCCUGAAGAUCAUUGCUCUGGAUCCCUAUUAUUACUUUCAGCAGGGCUGGAACAUCUUUGACAGUCUGAUCGUGAGUCUGAGUCUUAUGGAGCUGGGUUUAUCCAACGUGGAGGGUUUGUCCGUCCUGCGCUCCUUCAGACUGCUGCGAGUCUUCAAGCUUGCGAAAUCGUGGCCAACGCUGAACACGCUCAUAAAGAUCAUUGGGAACUCAGUUGGCGCUCUGGGGAACCUGACCCUGGUUCUGGCCAUCAUCGUCUUCAUCUUCGCUGUGGUCGGCAUGCAGCUGUUCGGGAAGAACUACGAGUCGUGCGUCUGUAAGAUCUCCAGGGACUGUACGCUGCCCCGCUGGCACAUGAAGGACUUCUUCCACUCGUUCCUCAUCGUGUUCCGGGUCUUGUGCGGAGAGUGGAUCGAGACCAUGUGGGACUGUAUGGAAGUGGCCGGUCAGCCGCUCUGCAUCCUGGUCUUUAUGCUGGUCAUGGUCAUCGGGAACCUGGUGGUUUUGAACCUCUUCUUGGCGUUGCUCUUGAGCUCCUUCAGCGCAGACAACCUCUCUUCUCCGGACGACGACGGUGAAAUGAACAACCUGCAGAUCGCCAUCGCUCGCAUCCAGCGUGGGAUGCUGUGGCUCCGGCAGGCGCUCUGCGACUUCUUCAACGGGAACUUCAAGCGUCGCCGGCAGAAGGCCAAGGAGGCCAAAGCCAUGCUGAAGCUGAAGAGACUGAGCCAGCAGACGCACUGGGCCGAGGGCAACGGGACGGCCGUCAUCGAGCGCGCCACGGAGGACGACAGCUACAUGACCAACCCCAACCUCACCAUCAGCGUCCCCAUCGCUCCCGGAGAGUCCGACCUGGAGUUCCCCGAGGAAGAUGAUGACGAGGAGGAGGAGGAGGAGGAGGAAGAUGAGGCCAGCGAAGGCUCAGAGGAGGAACAAGAGGAAACCAAACGAAGUGAUGAGACCAGCCUAUCAGAGGGCAGCACGAUCGACCUCAGGAAACCAGGCGAGGAGGAGGAUGAAUACUCUGAGACGGCUGAAGAGGCCAUGGAUCCAGAAAACUGCCUUCCUGACUUUUGUGUGCAUCGCUUUAAGUGCUGUGAUAUCAACACGUCCGAGGGUCUGGGUCGAGCCUGGUGGCAUCUGAGGAAGACCUGUUAUCAGAUAGUGGAGCACAGCUGGUUUGAGUCCUUCAUCAUCUUCAUGAUCCUCCUCAGCAGUGGAGCACUGGCAUUUGAAGACAUUUACAUUGAACAAAGGAAAGUGGUCAAAGUGGUGCUUGAAUACGCAGACAAGAUCUUCACCUACAUCUUCAUCUUGGAAAUGGGUCUGAAGUGGAUCGCCUACGGUUUCAGGAAGUACUUCACCAACUACUGGUGCUGGCUGGACUUCCUCAUUGUGGACGUGUCUAUCGUAAGCCUUGUAGCAAACACGCUGGGCUACUCGGACUUUUCUGCCAUCAAAUCUCUCCGAACGCUUAGAGCCCUCAGACCGCUGAGAGCACUGUCCCGGUUUGAAGGCAUGAGGGUGGUGGUGAACGCUCUGAUCGGGGCGAUCCCGUCCAUCAUGAACGUGCUGCUGGUGUGUCUCAUCUUCUGGCUCAUCUUCAGCAUCAUGGGAGUCAAUCUGUUCGCCGGGAAGUUCGGCCGCUGUGUCAACCGCACCGGCUUCAUCUUCAACGCCUCCUUCAUCAACAACAAGAGCGAGUGUCUGGAGAUGAACAGCACGCAGUAUUACUGGAGCAAAGUCAAGGUUAACUUCGAUAACGUGGGCGCUGGGUACCUCGCUCUGCUGCAGGUGGCCACGUUCAAGGGCUGGAUGGAGAUCAUGUACGCCGCGGUCGACUCACGAUCUGUGGAAGAGCAGCCCAUUAAAGAGAACAGCCUGUACAUGUACCUGUACUUCGUCAUCUUCAUCAUCUUCGGCUCCUUCUUCACGCUCAAUCUCUUCAUCGGUGUCAUCAUUGACAAUUUCAACCAACAGAAGCGAAAGAUAAGAGGACAGGACAUCUUCAUGACAGAAGAACAGAAGAAAUAUUAUAACGCCAUGAAGAAACUGGGAACCAAGAAACCUCAGAAACCCAUCCCUAGGCCUACUAACUCGAUCCAAGGAUUCUUCUUCGACUUGGUGUCCAAACAAGCCUUCGACAUCAUCAUAAUGCUGCUGAUCAUCCUGAACAUGGUGACGAUGAUGGUGGAGACGGACGAACAGUCUCCCAGCCUCGAGGUCAUCCUUUACUACGUCAACCUGGCCUUCAUCGUCAUCUUCACCACCGAGUGCAUCAUCAAACUCAUCGCACUGCGCUGCUACUUCUUCACCGUCAGCUGGAACAUCUUCGACUUCGUAGUUGUCAUCCUCUCCAUUGUGGGUAUCGUUCUCGCAGACAUCAUCGAGAAGUACUUCGUCUCGCCCACACUCUUCCGCGUAAUCCGCUUGGCUCGAAUCGGAAGAAUCCUUCGCCUCAUCCGCGGCGCCAAAGGAAUCCGGACGUUGCUUUUUGCUUUAAUGAUGUCUCUUCCGGCGUUGUUCAACAUCGGCCUCCUGCUGUUCCUCGUCAUGUUCAUCUACGCUAUCUUUGGCAUGGCCAACUUCGCUUACGUCAAGAGGCAAGCCGGCAUCGACGAUAUGUUCAACUUCGAAACCUUCGGAAACAGCAUGAUCUGUCUCUUCCAGAUCACAACGUCCGCCGGAUGGGACAAUCUACUCAGUCCAAUCCUCAACAACUCUCCGGAGGAGUGCGACCCGGAUGUUCCUCACACCGGGACGAACGUUCGCGGAAACUGCGGGAAUCCUUCAGUGGGGAUAACGUUCUUCGUAACCUACAUUAUUAUUUCGUUUCUCAUCGUGGUCAACAUGUACAUCGCGAUUAUAUUGGAGAACUUCAGCGUGGCCACCGAGGAGAGCACAGAGCCGCUGAGCGAGGACGACUUCGAGAUGUUUUACGAAGUCUGGGAGAAGUUCGAUCAGGAAGCGACGCAGUUUAUCGAAUACGCCAAACUCUCAGAUUUCGCCGACUCACUUUCCGAGCCGCUGCGCAUCACCAAACCCAACAAAAUCAAACUGAUUUCCAUGGACCUUCCGAUGGUGAGCGGCGACAAGAUCCAUUGUUUGGAUAUCCUCUUCGCGUUCACCAAACGUGUUCUUGGAGAGUCGGACGAAAUGGACGCUUUAAAGCAACAAAUGGAAGAGAAGUUCAUGAUGGCGAACCCAUCCAAGAUCUCCUACGAACCGAUCACGACGACACUUCGGCGCAAGCAAGAGGAAGUUUCCGCCGUCAUGAUCCAGCGCUCGUAUCGGAGGCAUCUAAUGCGGCGUCAGCUAAAACAAGCCUCGCUACUUUAUCGUCAUCUUAACAUGACCGACGCCGACAAAGACGGCGACAGUUCGCCAGAGAACGAAGGACUUAUAGUUGCGAUGAUAAUGGAGAACUACGGCGCCGAGGACGAAGUUACGGAAACGCACUCGGCUGCUUCGUCUCCACCUUCGUACGACAGCGUCACGCGAGCGACUACCGAGCUUUUUCACGCUCUAAUCCCAGACGCCGCGAACACGGACCUCAGCGAACCUUUGUCAGACAGAGAUCGCGAGACGUUUCUGUGACGACGGACGUCUUUUCCUUUUGUUUACCGAAUGUAACAUAGACACAAAAUCCUGCGGUUGUGCGACAAAGGCUUUUGUAGACUAACUCUUAUUUCUCUUGUUUUGUUUGUUUGGAUAUACAAGGGGAAAGUGUCACACCUUCACAGUUUGAAUGCAUGGAUGAGAUCCGUAGUCGCAGUUAUAGAGGAUGUAAUCAUCGUAUAUUAGACUGAAAGCAACACAUUUUAAUCAAAGCGUCGGCCUGACCGUAAGUUCAUUAAAGGUCUUACUUAACACAGCGUGAUUCCUUUUAAGAUUUGAGAUAAUUUAGAAGAAUCGUAGCGGUGCAACCAUGUAAAUGUUACCAGUCUUGUCUUAGGUUCAUACUUCACGCCAUUUUUGAAAGCAUGAUGAUUACCUCUUUCUUUAGCAAUGAAAGGGCAGUGUUUUAGCCUGAGUAUUUGCACUUUUUUGUUUGUUUUGCCAUUUCUUAUGACGUUUCGCUCAAUGCCAUCACAAAGUGCAGAUAUCGAGACUAGUAAAAGACAAUCAGACAUGCACAAGAAAUGGUCACUUGCUUAAAACCUGUCUAGCGAACUAUUGCACAUGCUCCCUUUCAAAUGCACCACACUUUUGUUUCUCUUGUGAAGUAUUUAUUUUGCAUGUGGAAACUGCAUGGUACGGAGGGGUAACAAGAUCACUGAGAAUAAUUGUUUUGCACACAGUACGUUCAGCAAUAAUUUGCUACAUUUAGGAAUAACCUUAAUGAUACUUAUUGGAAUUGAAAACGUGUCAAAGUUUCUACUGUAACGGCCUCCAGCUGUAACUGUGGCUUAUAUGACUAGUGAAGAUUAUAGCACAUGUGUUUUUCUAUCUCGGGUUGGCAGGUUUGAUGAAGGGCUGUUUUAUGUAGCAAUAGAUCCCAAGUGUGCCUGCUAGAACUAAAUCCUGUGUUUAUAAUUCAUCUUUCUUCAUGCAUUUGUUUUGGUUUUUGUAAAUCGUUCGCAUAACACCAUAAAUAGCAUCAAACGCAAACCGUUCCAUUGGCGUGCUUUGACACAUAUUCGCUUAUGGUGGUUUCUAUCAGGAAAUCACAGUAAAAAGUACUAAUUCAUAGAGAUAAAAAAAAAAGACAUCUAAACAAAACAUUCUGCAAUGUAUCAUAAAAAUGUCUGUAUGUUAGUGGUACAAAAUAUAUUGUAUGAAACUACAAGGGAAUAGUCCGAUUUGAUAAUCAAUGUUAUUACUACAAUAUUACAAUGUUAUUACUAGUUCCUCUAAAUUAAUUGAGAUGCAAGCAAACCUUCAAAUUAAAUGUAUUUUUUUUUUACAUAAGGCUGCUUUAAUACACCAAUAACCUCUUUUUAAAUCCUGAACAUUCAUUACCUUCAAUGCACAAGUGUGUUUCUAAAACGCUGUUGAACUGUAAAUAAGCAUCAAAUGUCACUGUACAUUUACACAGAUGACUCAACACAGCUUUAUUUACAGGAAAUCUAAUACUCGACCUGUGCAAACUACAUUUACAGGCUUAAAAACCCACAGAGGCUAAAAUAGACUCACGCUCGGUUAAUUGCUAAUGCAAUUAUUCUGACAUAGCCUCACUAAAGGGCGCAGAUGCGAAGCAUUUAUUAUACUGUAUCUUCUCAGAUCGAAGUUUGUUUGCAUUACAUUUGAACACUUGAACUUGAUGUUUUGGACCUUAUUUAGGCUGGAUGUCAUAAUUAAUUUGAUGAAAAUGAGGCUGUGAGCGAAAAAUCCCAUGAAAAUUGUUUCGAAAUGACCGGUAUAACUCGGUAUAAUACAUUGAAGUUUGUUAUUAAAAAACUGAGUUUCUGGGUUAAUUUGAAAUGCAUUUGCGAAUUCUUUAAGAAUGAUUUUAGAAAUUAUUACUAUUUAUCGACAAAUUAUUUAUUAUUUACAAUUUUAAUGAUUGCACAGAUCAAAUAUUCCUUGCACUGGGGGAGAAAACGGAUUCGAAAAUUUUAGCAUUUAAAUUUCACAUAAAUAUUACAAAGAACAUGCAAGUAACUUUAAAGUAUGUAGAAAAAUUGAAAGAGUUUUAAUUAUUAAAUGUACUCCAAUAAACUUUAUUUGCAACUUCGAAAGAUUUUAUUUAAUUUGCAUCAGUUUAAAUAUGGCAUCCAUUGGCAAAAGCUUAAAUAUAAUAAAUAUUACUCAUCUAAUUUGGGUUUUAACAGAACACACAUUUACCUGAAAAAAAAAAGAUAUUAUAAACAAACAAACAAAGGUUUAUUUCAAUAAUCGUUUGAAAUACUUUCAUUUAAUGCUGAUGUGAUCAAUUAAACCAUCCAAUCAUUGUGUUUUACUCACAUUACAGAAGUAAACUGGGUUGCAAAUGCAGUUUCAUGUUGUCUUGAAGCGAAAAAUAAUAAUGGCUCCAAAUGGAAACACAAAUAAAAACACAGAGGAGCGAGUUAUUUCUGGACAUAAUUAGCAACAUCUGGACUGUGUGUGAUGAAAUGCCUUUGGUCAAACUCUAUUUGCACAGGAGAGGAGCCAUACAUUUCUCUGAAGGUUUUGUGUUGGUGUUUAUGAGAUGUGCUCAUGCAUGCUUUUCCGUUGCGGGGCCGUGGUUUGGCUUAUUGACGUGAUGUUUUCGGACGGCUCUUUUGUCGUGGAAGCGCGGCAGAUUUGCUGUGACUUCGGCCUCCUUCUAUUCAGCUCACUUCUCUUUCCUCAUCCAACAAAGCCAAAGAGUCUUUCUGAGGACUGCAGAACGAGUCGUGAUGCAUAUUAUAAAGCCCUAGUGAGUCUACAUAGGCAGCUGCCUAUUAAGGGUGACACUGAACGCUCUAGUUACUGCAACUUGAAAAAUGUGGGUAAGAACAAAAACAGAAGACAUUAGAUUUGACAAUAUAUGCAUUUUUCACUAUUUCUGCAGUGCAUUUUAGGUCUGUCUUUUUUUGUAGGAGGCAGAACCUUUUGAAACAUUUGUGUUUGAAUUGCAUUUAAAUUUCUAUGCACUUUCUGUAGAUUGCACAGUUUUCACACGAACAAACUAACGUUGAUGUAAUGCAUAAAAAAUGGCUUUGAAGUCAUUUACACUCAGAGAUUUCUAUUAAUUCAUUCAAAUAAAUUACUAAUAAUUGCAAAGAAAUGGCAACAUUCAAUUAAAAGUCUGGAGUAGAAAAACAAAUUGUAAAUAUUUUUUGUAAUUAUAUAUUUAUUUUAACUAAAUGAUUAUUGCUUGUUGCACGGUUAGCCAUAUUUUAACCGUAUCAUUUUUUUAGAUUUUUUUUUUUUUUUUUUUAUUUGAUUAGAGACUUAUUUAUGAUUCUAAGCAAAUUUAUUUUGAAAAUAUGAUUAUGUAAAUAAAUCAAAUGGAUACAAAUGGUUAAACAUGAUUAUGUUUGUGUGUAUUUCGAGUUUAUUUGAAAUCAGAAGUAACUAGUUGAUAAAUAUAUAUUAAUAAUAUAGAAUUUAAUCAUCUUUACACAUUUAUUUUUCACUGACAUGGUUUUCACUGAACAGAUUUAUUCAGAUUCUAAAUGCAUUUUGGGAAAUAUGAUUAUUUAAAUGGUGCAAAUAGUUCAUAAAAUAUGAAGUUUUUUGUGCAGAAGUUUUGAUAAAUGAAAUAUUCAUCACAUUACUAGUUUAAAACUCAAUUGCAUGGAAAUUUUAUAUGCAAUUCAAAUAUAAAAAUCUUAAUUUUAAGCAUCAAUAAGUUAAUAAAUGCUGUCUAUGAAGACUGCUGAGGUUCAGGUGUUAUGAAGUAAUAUUCGCUGCAUCCUCAGAAAACAAAAGAUGCAAUAAAAAAGGCAAAUGCACAACAUUUCAAAUCUUUCGAAAGUGAGAUUCGAAGGAGGCUUCGGACGGGAUUUCAGAAGGUUUUUGCUGCAACACUCAGAGAUGAUUUAAAGGGAAAUCUGUGGGAUGAAAACAUGUUAAAUGAAGCUAAGCGUACCAAACUAUUAGCGCUCGCUGAAAGCAUCACAUUAAUUGUAAUAUUUAAUUAACAAACACAAGUGAAGGAUGCGCUGAAAUCCUGUCAUUAACUCUUCUGAUUGGAUCCCGUGUAUAUCACGUCUCUUUCAUCCAUCGUCUUUCUUUUCUUGUCAUGCAUUGAUGCUGAUCUUCUGAAUAUGAUGUGAUUCAUGCAGUUUGUGUUUUAUCACCCACAAAGUAAGCACAGGGAAAUUUUUCUAUCUACUGUUUGUUUCGAAACAACAUCAAUUUGUGCAAUACAAGAGCAUAUGUCAGAUAUGGUAAAUAAAAGGCAUAUUUUAUCUAUGCUUUAUAUAUAUAUUAAUAUAUAUAUAUACAUGUAUGUAAUGUAAAAACAUCAGUUAUCUUGAAGCAAGUGUAUUUUAUAAUGGUAGACUUUGCUGUAUUUACUUGCUGUUUUUUAUUUUACAUUUUUUUUUUUUUUAUGAUGAUGAUGAUCAACUUUUGGGAGAUUUUGACGGCCGCUGAUCUGGGAUCAGGUUUAAAGCCGGAUCCGUACGCCAGUAUAGAUGACCAAACAGGUCCUGGGUCAGUUUUUGGAGACCUGCUUUAUCCUCAGAGUCUGAGGACGGAGACGACAUCUGAACAUUUAUUAAGGAGGAUUUCUUUUGUACACUGUUAGGACUUGCAUGCGGCAGAAUGGGACUUUUCUCCAAGCGUUUCUCUUUGUUUGGAAGCGACAUCCAGAGUCGAUGGAAAACUGGUUCCCUUCAUGAGGACGAGAUGUUGUAGAGGAACAGUCACUCUUUGUUGCCAAUUAGAAACACCAUGUAUAUCAAUAAUCAAAUAAACAAUAGGAUUCAU